AAGAUAGUCACUGUAAAGGAAAAGAGCGUGCUGCUGUGUUAUGUACUCUUGCCAGUGUUGCUACUACCUGUACUAGCUUAUACUAUGGCGAGUGAAAAGUGGCGAGACACUGUGAUUGUUGCUGUGUUGGGCAGCACAGGGACUGGAAAAUCUAAGUUGGGAAUUGAAUUGGCGCAGGAGCUCAAUGGUGAAAUCAUCAGCGCUGACUCCAUUCAGGUGUACAAAGGUUUGGACAUCUGCAGUGCCAAAGUGACGGCUGAAGAGCAAGCCGCAGCUCAACACCACCUUCUCAGUGUGGCUGAGUGCACGCAUAGCUAUGAUGUGGUGAAGUUCCGUGACACCGCCUUGAGCACUAUUUCUGAUAUCCUGGAUCGAGGCAAAGUGCCUAUCAUUGUCGGUGGCACUAACUACUACAUUGAGUCGCUCAUCUGGGAGACCCUCAUGCCGGAAUCAUCAGCUGUCGAUCAGGAGAUGAAAGUGGAAACCAAUGCCAGUUCUACACCAGGUGGUGGCUGUACAGUGGAUGAUGAAACCCAUCGCCAUCACCCACAAGCUGAUGUGGAUGGCACUCCCGUGAAAACCACCGAAGCUGCAGCAGCAGCAGCGCAUGCCUCCAUGGUCUCGCCACAUGAGCGCUUGCAGAAGGUUGACCCAGAUAUGGCGGCACGUCUUCAUCCGAACAACAUUCGGAAAAUAGAAAGGAGUUUAGCUGUAUUUGAGGAGCAUGGCAUACCACACACUCAGCUGCUAGCACAGCAACAUAGCGAUGGUGACGGCGCUUGUCCGCAAGGCGCGCGCCUACGCUUCCCCAAGACGGUCGCAUUCUGGAUACGCUGUGACACGGACGUGCUGGAUAAGCGGCUCAGCAAGCGUGUCGACGGCAUGGUGGAAAGUGGUAUGAUGCAGGAGCUGCAGUGCUUCCACUCAGAGUAUGGCCAGCAUUGUCUAGAUGAGACCGGCAGGCCGAGUUUCGAGUCUGGCUUGUUUCAGAGCAUUGGCUACAAAGAGCUUUAUCCAUACCUAUCACGAUCACCAGAUAUGGAUGAGGAGAAGAGCAAGUCUUUACUCACAGAGUGUCUGCAAUCUUUGGUGGCAGCAACCAGUCGCUAUGCCAGGAAACAGAAUGCUUGGAUAAGGAAUCGAUUCCUCAAAGCUGGUCAGAAAGUUCGCCUAUACGGCGUUGACAGCAGUCAUCCGGAGAACUGGAAUGAUGAUGUGUUACAGCCUGCACUUAGCAUAGUGCAGGCACUGUUGACGGACUCCCCAGCACCACUAGCACCUCUGCCAUUGCAAGCAGCCACGAAGAACUCCUGGACAAAAUAUGAAUGUACUGCUUGCAAUCGUCUGCUCCAUGGCGAUCAAGAGUGGAAAGCUCAUUUGACUUCACGAAUGCACCGACGCCGGAAGAAGCGAACUGAAAAGCGUAGGGUGAAGGAAUCUACUUAAAGUACACACUUCUUGUCUUCAACAUCAUCAGCAACAGAAUUAUUCUGCUGCUGCUGGGGAAUUUCUAGACAAAGAAAAUUGAAAUCUAGGGGCACCCAGCAAUUCAAACUCGUGAAUAUCACAACCGCAAUUCAAACUCAUGAACAUUGCACAUUGCAACAAUUCUUGAGGUUGAAUCAUGUAAUUUCCCCCCAUGCUGCUAUGCCCCUCCCUAGUUGUCACAACUCACUAAAACCAUGCUAUAUUUUUUACAAAUUUUCUAUUUUGAUACAAGCACGAAAAUUGGCCCUUUCACUUUCUGUGUAUGAAAGAAAAUAAUGAUUUUUACAGAAUUUUUAAAAUCCUAGUGAAUAAAAUAACAAA
Sycon ciliatum is the source of this 1809-nucleotide messenger RNA. Its product is annotated as tRNA dimethylallyltransferase-like. Gene Ontology annotation, molecular function: tRNA dimethylallyltransferase activity. Lineage: Eukaryota; Metazoa; Porifera; Calcarea; Leucosolenida; Sycettidae. Gene Ontology annotation, cellular component: mitochondrion. Bases 85 to 1446 code for a protein of 453 amino acids. Gene Ontology annotation, biological process: tRNA modification. The record is from RefSeq and is a predicted model, not a curated record. The transcript has 12 exons.